CUCUUGUUAAGCAUAUUGCACCAAAAAGGCGGAAAGGCCUCAUGUAGGCAAAGCUUUUCACUGCAAUUUAAGUGACUAAUGAAUGACAAAAUGACUUUUCUCUAAACAGAUUAUCUGAGUCCUUUCCAUGCUUAUGAUGAGGGUAACCUUUCAUGGAUGGCUGCAGCAGAAGCAGAGCCUGCCACAACGUCAAUGUCUAUACGAGCCGUACCUGAUGCUAAAUCAGCAGAUGAGGCAACUCAAGUAGUGCGUGGAAAUUGGCUUGAGGCAAUUGAAAAGCACCAUAGACAGCACUCUGGUGGUUCUAUGGUUCGAGACAUUCUGGAUAUUGGAUGCUCAGUAGGUAUUAGCACUGGUUAUCUCGCCAACACAUUCCCUUCGGCAAAAGUCACUGGUCUAGAUCUGUCGCCAUAUUUUCUUUCUGUGGCUCAGUUUAAUGAGAGAAAGAGGUCCCAAAGAACAGCACCAAUACAGUGGAUACAUGCUAAUGGGGAAGAUACGGGCUUGCCAUCCAAAUCAUUUGACCUUGCUUCAAUUUCUCUAAUGUUUCAUGAAUGUCCUACUAGAGCAACAACCAAUGUAAUAAAGGAAUCGUUUCGGCUACUUCGACCUGGCGGCACCAUUGCCAUAAUGGAUCAAGCGCCAUCCUCUAAGGUUCUUCAGAAUUUGUCGCCUGUGCUGUUUACACUAUUGAAGAGUACCGAACCCCACCUAGACGAGUACUAUCUUACUGAUUUGGAAGGAACACUAAGGGAAGCGGGGUUCGUGAAUGUAACAGAGGUCCUAACAGAUUCGAGACACAGAACUGUGACGGCAUCUGUGCCUCAUUAAAUAUGUGGUUGCGAGGAUGUUUUGGCUUCCAGAGCCACGGUAAAUGGCGAAAAAUAAGAUGCCAUUUCUCUAAACCUUCAUAUUAAAGCUGUAUGAGGAAAACCAGACAGUUUUGUAAAUGAUUGUUGAUCAUUGUCCGGCUCAUUAUCCAGAGUCGCAUGUUGAACAGCUGUUGCUUCUAAAAAA
Messenger RNA from Eucalyptus grandis, 1017 nucleotides. RefSeq names its product 2-methoxy-6-polyprenyl-1,4-benzoquinol methylase, mitochondrial-like. The coding region runs from base 157 to 831 and encodes 224 amino acids. The transcript is spliced from 6 exons. Gene Ontology annotation, molecular function: S-adenosylmethionine-dependent methyltransferase activity. The record is from RefSeq and is a predicted model, not a curated record. NCBI's taxonomy places the organism in Eukaryota, Viridiplantae, Streptophyta, Magnoliopsida, Myrtales, Myrtaceae.